AUGGAGAAUGCCAGCCAGCUCAAACCAACGCCUGUCAUCUACGGAGAGCUGUUGAACAUCUCCACUAACGACACCCAUGCCAAUUUCACGUCGAAAGGAGAGGCCAAGGACACUAACCUGGCUUUCCAAGCGGGUCUAGCCGUGACCUUAUCGCUCAUAACUUUCGCCACAACACUAUCCAACGCUUUUGUCAUCGCCACCAUUUACCAGUCCCGAAAAUUACACACUCCGGCCAACUUUCUGAUCGCCUCCCUGGCUGUCACGGACCUCCUGGUGUCCAUUUUGGUGAUGCCCAUAAGCGCACUGUACACGGUGAGUCAAACCUGGACUUUAGGGCAGGUCGUUUGCGAUAUCUGGCUCUCGUCGGAUAUAACGUGUUGCACCGCAUCCAUCCUUCACCUGUGCGUAAUUGCGCUGGACCGCUACUGGGCCAUAACGGACGCGGUGGAGUACUCCAAGAAGCGCACUCCGGGGCGCGCAGCCGGCAUGAUCGCCACCGCCUGGGUGAUCGCCAUCUCCAUCUCCCUACCGCCUUUCUUUUGGCGUCAGGUGAAAGCGGAGGAGGUGACCAGCUGCAACGUGAACACCGAUCACAUUUUCUACACUAUCUACUCCACUUUCGGCGCUUUCUACAUCCCCACGCUGCUCCUCAUCGCCCUGUACGGGAGGAUAUACGUGGAAGCCAGGAAGCGCAUCCUGAAGCAAUCGCCCAGCAAACCGGGGAAGAGACUCACCUCGGCGCACUUGAUCACCAACUCGCCCGGUUCUGUGGCGUCCAACACGUCGCUAAAUUACGGGACGAACGACACCUCCUCCUGUGACACUAUCUCGUCCGCAAAUGUGAGCCAAGUCAAAGUCACUGUGUCCGACGCGCUGCUGGAGAAGAAGCGGAUCUCCGCCGCCCGGGAGAGGAAGGCGACUAAAACUUUGGGAAUAAUCCUCGGAGCCUACAUCAUAUGCUGGCUCCCGUUUUUCAUUUACACUCUACUAGUGCCUGUCUGCGAGUCCUGCUUCCACCCGGAGUUAUUUGACAUUUUCACCUGGUUAGGUUACCUCAACUCGCUUAUCAACCCCAUCAUUUACACCAUGUCCAACGAGGACUUCAAGCAAGCUUUCCACAAACUGAUACGGUUUAGAUGCUGCAGGGCAUGAACUGUGAUU
This is a messenger RNA of Myripristis murdjan (pinecone soldierfish), 1161 nucleotides long. Its product is annotated as 5-hydroxytryptamine receptor 1B-like. Gene Ontology annotation, molecular function: G protein-coupled serotonin receptor activity. The transcript has a single exon. NCBI's taxonomy places the organism in Eukaryota, Metazoa, Chordata, Actinopteri, Holocentriformes, Holocentridae. Gene Ontology annotation, cellular component: plasma membrane. Gene Ontology annotation, biological process: chemical synaptic transmission; adenylate cyclase-activating adrenergic receptor signaling pathway; regulation of behavior. The coding region runs from base 1 to 1152 and encodes 383 amino acids. The record is from RefSeq and is a predicted model, not a curated record.